Messenger RNA from Microcebus murinus (gray mouse lemur), 1844 nucleotides. The record is from RefSeq and is a predicted model, not a curated record. NCBI's taxonomy places the organism in Eukaryota, Metazoa, Chordata, Mammalia, Primates, Cheirogaleidae.
AUGCAUCUCGCUCGCUGCGCCGCCUUAAGAGGCCCCGAAAUAGCUGGGGGGGGGGGCUCCGCGGGGAGUCGGCGAGCCUCUGGGAGAGCCCGCAUAUGCUGGAGAAAGGUGCGUUCGGCCCUGACCGGACAGAGGCGUGGCAGUGACGCCGAGGCCGCAGCCUGGGUAAUGGCUGCGAGGUCCAGGGACGCCGCGUCGCUCCUGCGUGAUGGACUUUUGACAGUGAAAGUGGAGGAAGACUUACCUGGAGAUCAAGAAGACGACCCGCCCGGGGGCUGGAAGGGCCCGGAAACUUCUCGACAGCGCUUUAGGCAGUUGCGUUACCAGGAGAUGGCUGGACCGGAAGAAGCGCUGGACCGACUCCGAGAACUUUGUCGUCGGUGGCUGAGGCCCGAGAUGCACUCGAAGGAGCAGAUCCUGGAGCUGCUGGUGCUGGAGCAGUUCCUGACCAUCCUGCCCGAGGAACUGCAGUCCUGGGUGCGGGAGCACUGCCCGGAGAGCGGGGAGGAGGCUGUGGCCGCGGUGCGGGCUCUUCAGAGAGCCCUUGACAGGACCUCGCCCCAGCUGCUGCUGGACCAAACAAAGGCAAAGCUAACUAGUUUUACUCAUCAAAAACAUACCGUGCAGCAGGGGAUGGUGAUGUUUGAAGACAUGGCUAUGGCUCUAACCUGGGAGGAAUGGGAGCAUCUGGACCCAGCUCAGAAAGACUUCUGCAGGGAGAGCACACAGAAGGAAUACGGGAGCACAGUCCCGCUCAGUUUGGAGAACACACCUGAGAACAAACAGUUGAUUCUAAAGCAAGAGAUAUUAGAAGCUGAGCCACAGGGGUGGCUACAAGAAGUGUUCCAAGGGAAGUCCCCCCUGUUUUCUGAGCAUGGUGAUACCCAUGAGGACAGACUAGAAAAGCAAUCAAGAAACCCUUCAACAAUGAAACUUGGAAAUUCUCCUGAAGGGCAAGGACUUACCAGCAUCUCAGAUCUCAACAUAAAUGGUUCCACAGAAGGGAGAGACUCUAAAAAUAAUGAAUUUGGGAAUGGUGCCAGAUGUUCCAACUUUGUUCUUUGUCAGCACAUUCAGAAAGCAGAGAGGCCCAUUGAUGGUGACGAACAUGGGAACAAAUGCAAACAGAGUUUAGAUAUAGUAAGACAUCAUGUGGUGAAACCUCACAAGUCUACUGACAGUGGAGAAAAUGCCCAUCGUUCAAGGCUAUGUGAGAAACAGACGUGGUUCCGUGAAGAAAGACCUUAUAAAUGUGACAUCUGUGAGAAGAGUUUCAAACAACGUUCUGACCUCUUUAAACACCAGCGAAUCCACACAGGCGAGAAACCCUAUAUAUGCCAAGAAUGUGAGAAAAGCUUUAGUCAAAGUGCUGCCCUGAUUAAACACCAGAGGACACACACAGGUGAGAAGCCUUAUACCUGUCCAAAAUGUGGGGAAUGUUUUAGACAGAGUUCACAUCUAAAUCGGCAUCAAAGAACCCACAGUGGAGAGAAAUAUUAUAAAUGUGAGGAAUGUGGGGAAAGCUGCCAUAUUUCCAGCCUUUUUAGACAUCAGAGACUACAUAAAGGGGAGAGACCCUAUAAGUGUGAAGAAUGUGAGAAGAGCUUCAAGCAGCGCUCUGACCUCUUUAAACAUCAGAGAAUACACACUGGGGAGAAGCCUUAUGGAUGUUCUGUCUGUGGGAAAAGCUUCAGUCAGAGUGCAACCCUCAUUAAACACCAGAGAACUCACACUGGAGAAAAACCUUAUAAAUGUCUUGAAUGUGGGGAAAGAUUUAGACAAAGUACACACCUUAUCCGACACCAAAGAAUCCAUCAAAAUAAAGUCCCAUCAUUUUGAUAUGC